AAAGGCGCAUGCGCGGGACUCCCGGUGGGCGACCAGGUUCACUUACUGGGCAAAAACGCGUGGGACGUCGGGGUCCUUUCGGGGCUCCUUUGUGAAGCCAGUUGGGUGACGAGAGGCUCAGGGAGACAUUUGUGUGGUUCUUCUACGUUCCUUUGUGGCCUUUCGAUUUCUAACUAGUUUAAUGUGUCUGCUGCUAAUUUGAAAAGAAAAUGGAUGCAGAUACUUCCGUUGACGUAUUUUCUAAAGCCCUGGAAGCUCAGAUGCUUCAGACAGCUAACAUUGUAGAAGAACAGCUUGAUGCUGAAAUGCAAAAAAUGGACCAAAUGGAUGAAGAUGAACUGGAACGUCUCAAACAAAAAAGGCUUGAAGCACUCAAGAAAGGUCAGCAACAAAAACAGGAAUGGCUUUCAAAAGGACAUGGAGAAUACCGAGAAAUCCCCAGUGAGCGAGAAUUUUUUCAAGAAGUGAAAGGGAGCAAAAAUGUGGUCUGUCAUUUUUAUAGAGAUACAACCUUGAGAUGCUUAAUAUUAGAUAAGCACUUAACAAUACUUGCAAAAAAGCAUAUUGAGACUAAGUUUAUCAAGUUAAAUGCUGAAAAAUCACCAUUUCUUUGUGAGAGACUUCACAUCAAGAUAAUUCCCACAUUAGCACUAGUAAAAGAUGGAAAAACUCAAGAUUAUGUGGUUGGAUUUACUGAUCUUGGCAACACAGAUGAGUUCACCACAGAGACUUUAGAAUGGAGAUUGGGUUACUCAGAUAUCAUCAACUACAGUGGCAACUUAAUGGAGCCGCCUUUCCAAAGCCAAAAGAAGUUUGGAACCUCUUUCACAAAAUUGGAUAAGAAAACAAUCAGAGGAAAGAAAUAUGAUUCAGAUUCUGAUGAUGAUUAGAAUUCAUGAUACAAAUAUUUGUAAACCAUUUUUCUUUUAUGUUUGAUACAUUUUUAGGAAUGUUUUAUACAGUUGUUUGCUUUCAGAACAUUUGCACAUCACACUCAUUUUCUAACAGUUUUAUAGAGCUCAUGAAAGGAAAUCUUCCUCUUAGAAAAUAAUUUCUUCAUAAAGAAAUUUGAACCCUUUUGAACUAUGUAAUAUGAGAGGUGACUUUCAAUAUUUUAUUAAUUUAACAAUAGCUCUCUUAACUUGCAUCUUAAAAUUUAUACCAUUUAUCAUUAAGGUAUUAAUGAAGGACUUCUGUCAAGAAUUGUUAUUUAAACUAUUCUUGAAGUAGUGCAUUAAUAAAAGUCAUUCUAAUAAUACCAUGAGUGUGACUUUGCGUACUCUUAACUUCAUUGCACUACAUAUUAUAAAAUUCCUGUAGUUUUUCUUUAAGUCUGCCAGCUGUGUACACUGCAUGUUAGAGCUGAAUUAGCAAUAAAUAUUACAUGACAAAUAUACUGAACUAAAAUUCCAAGGCUUGAAGGACAGCUUAUAUUUUUUAAAACAAAGGAAAAACAGGAAAAAUUGAAAUUUUUAAACUGAUACAAAUACAAUUUAAUACAAUAUCUUGCACUGUUGUUCUUCAGUAAUAUAUAUAUUUCCUGGUUCAUCUUUUUGAAAUAUUAACAAUCCUGUAGGUAAAUAUUAAUAGCCUGGUAGGUAAAAGAAUAUUUUCCUAUAUAUCACAUGUAAAUGUCCUCCACCUGCAAAUUAUUACAUUUUAUCUCAUCUUAGAAGAAAAAUUAAAUCUCACAGGAACUUAAAAAGCACAGACUAAAGCAAGUAUGGGAACUUUCCAUUCAAUUGGCAGCCAAUCAAAUAACAGUCACUGUUGGGCACAAGAUUACUGCAACUAUCUUCCCAAGAGGAAAGAAAAUGAGAUUUAAGUUUCUUUAUAUUUUCUUCUAUGAAAGAUAAAGACAUUUUGUAGGUGAGGGGCAAAUGGAGGUAAUAUACAAGCCACAAGUAAAAUCAUGCCACAGUUUUGGAAUCACAUUUAAGCUUUAGUUUGCUUUCUUCAAAUGUUGGAUGGAAACCAUGGAUUUCUCAAAUCACAGAAAUAAAGCAUAAGUUCAUGAGGAUAGCCACAGGGCAGGGAUACAGUAGGAGAGAAAUAACUAAAACAUGGCUUUCAGCUAGGAAGACAGGUUUGAAUGUGAGUCACCUGGAUGGGUAUAGUUUAUAGUAAGGGCAUCUGACUCUCAUUUUAUAACAUAGUUUCCAGAAUAGUUAUAAAACUUAACUGGCUUAAAAGGUUGAUAUUAAUCCUUAAUAAUGUUGGUUUUGUAGUGUUCAAUUACAUUACAUUAAAAUAGUACUCCAAGUACUAUAAUCUUAAAAUGUUUUAUGCCUCCUUAGAAAUUACUUCAUUUUUCUCAAUUUGCUCUUUUUAUAAUUAUGGAUGAGGCUUAUUACAACAAAAAAGUAAAAGAGGCAUGGCUUGGAAUAUUAACCUGGUAGGUUAAAUACAUCUAUU
This is a messenger RNA of Protobothrops mucrosquamatus (brown spotted pit viper), 2415 nucleotides long. RefSeq names its product thioredoxin domain containing 9 (gene TXNDC9). NCBI's taxonomy places the organism in Eukaryota, Metazoa, Chordata, Lepidosauria, Squamata, Viperidae. The record is from RefSeq and is a predicted model, not a curated record. The coding region runs from base 210 to 890 and encodes 226 amino acids. The transcript has 5 exons. Gene Ontology annotation, biological process: microtubule cytoskeleton organization. Gene Ontology annotation, cellular component: cytoplasm.